ACUGGAAUAUGCAAGCAUUCAUCUUUUGAAUUGACACGCACUUUAUUCUCUCAUCCAGCGAGCAUCUUAGCCAUUACGGCAAGGCUUUUAUAAUCUCCCAGGCGUAAUGUUUUCUCGGUCUUGACGAGAUUUCAGGCUUGUUGAAUUCAUGCGACAAAUAUCAUGGCUUCAAAUACCAUAACAAUAGCAGCCGCAUCGUCAGUGGGCUCCGAUGUCUUCGCCGUGCUUUCGUUACUAGUGAUCUCUCUUGGCGUUCUUUUACUCUUGCGACAUUAUCUCCCGCUACGAUCGACUCCGGACUAUCUUCUGGUACCGAUAUUCCUCGCCUUGGCGCUUCCGGCAAGCAUUAUCCUUCUAGUGCCUAUUGAUCUUGCAUCAAGUUCCCGGGAUGAAGAAGUUAAGGUCAAGGCGAUCUGGUUACCGGAAAGAGUCGUCCUAGUAUCAUGGCGUAUCACAUACUGGCUUACAUUUGCCUUAACAUGGUUCAUCCUACCCUUGCUCGGAAGUUACGCCGACUCCGGCCACAGGACCUUGAGAGACCGAUUUCUCUACUCUCUGCGUGAGAAUGGGCGAUACCAAUUGAUAGUUUUGGGAAGCGCAUCGAUCGGUCUCGUGUAUUUCUUCGUGCAGUCCGGAUUUCAUCUCAUGUCACUCAAAGGUUUAGUCAUGGCGCUGGCAUAUUGCUGGGCUCUUACGCUCGCAAUUUAUCUCAUGGGCCAUGGUCUUGUUGCACUUCCGAGACGGCUUCUUCGAAACGCGAGCAUUAGCGGAAGACUACGACGAUUACAAAUCCAAGCUCCUAAAGUCUACGAUAGGCUCAACGAUGCCAUUGAAGAGCUAGGCAGCCUCGAACUACAAGUCGAGCAACUGCGCCGACGCAAGACCGGCAGCGCCGUUCAAUUUCACGAUUGGAUCGAUGAACUAGCGGAAAUGUCCACCCUCCCGGAAUCUCGCGUUGGCUCCGCUCCAACCGGCAUCCUUGAUCCUGCCGGGUCGUCCAUUCCCUCCGUCAUCACGGAGCGCUACCUAGCCGAUCUGACGCGGAAGCUACAACGAGCUCGCCAUGCACGCGUUCGAUUUAUCGAUGAAUGGGAUCACCUCGUGGAAGAAGCCGCCGACACCCAAGCUAUUCUUGACGCACAUACGUCGCACCGUCUCGAGUUCGGCAAAUCUAGCCCAUCCUCGUCCUUUCUAUCCCGCCUGACGCUCCUCACACCUUAUACACGCUUUCAACUCCACGCCCACAUCAUACCCUACAUCCGGCUCAUGCUUGGCACAUUCCUAUCGCUGGCCUCUAUAUCCAUCAUCUGGUCUGAACUCGUCAAGAUUGCCAACCCGAAACUCUCCAUAAUUGCACUUACUGUCGUCCACCAUCGUCGCCAAGGCACUGUCGGAUUUGCUGGUCAAUGCAUCGCCUCUGCGUGGCUCCUAUACAUGUGCACCGCGGCACUCACAUCCAUCAGCGACGCAAAGGUAUGGGGCAACCGCGCUCUCGUCCGGCGCAACACCUACGGCGAAAGCGCAUGCUGGUACGCUAUGCAGAUCGCCAAGCUCACAGUGCCGCUGGCAUACAACUUUGUCACUUUCCUACCUCCUGAAAUCUACCAGGAAACAACUUACCACAAAUUCCUCGGACGCCUAAUCAAUCUCACCCCUCUCGGCAAAGGUUUCGACUACUUCUUCCCCAUUCUAAUCCUCAUUCCUGUCCUCGCGACCCUCUUCAAUCUCUACGGAAAGAUUAAGAAUCUCUUUGGAUUCGGCAUCCUCGAAGUCGACGACCAAGGCGAAGAGGGCAAUCUCUCCGGUUACGGGACCGGCGGCUGGCGAGAAGGCCGCGAACUCAUCGAACGUGAGCUCCAAGGCUACUCUUCCACUCAAGGCAUCGCGUCCAGAUCGGCCGGUCUAAGCAAUUACUCUUCUGGUCGUACCGCCGGCACUACUGGCACUGCAGACGGCGGUGGCGCUCAAGCAGGGAGGCCAGGCAUUGGACGUCCAAAUACUGGUACCAGUCUUCGUGUCCAAGACCGCUACCGAGAUUCAGACGACCCCAACCGUCGUGACUCCCUAGAAGACGAGGGCUUUUUCGAAGGUUUCGCACAUCGUGUCCGAAAUACUUUUGAAACAACAGAUACGCCCCGCUGGGUGUCCAAUCUUGGAGAAUCUUUCAAGAAGCCCAAAUGGCUGGCUUCCUCUUCCUCGACAGGUCACGGAGAGGGUGGCGGCUCAUCGGGUAAUCAAGGUGGCGGUCUAGCGAGAUGGUUUGGCGGUCGUCCUACCGACGGACACGUCAGGUUGUGAACAUAUCCUGACCCUGGGUCCUCGUUUUUAUUUUUUUGGGUUUUGCUUGGGUGAACAAAGGUUGUUUUUCUCUUGAUAUAGGGUUUUUUGGCCGGAGUAAAGUCGUGUUUCCAGCGGCAGGGUCUCGACUAAUUCUAAGCCCCGAAGUUAGCAUAGAAUUGCAGCACACCGUUUAGACAUCAUGUAUGAUUUUUUUCCCCUUCUUCACAUUACCUUCGUCGGUCACAACGACCUGGGUAAUAGCGGCUUCUGCACCAAACUUUUCUACAAGUAUUUUUUCUUUGAAAAUAGCCCCCCGUGUAGAAU
Molecule: messenger RNA, 2604 nt
Organism: Xylona heveae TC161
Lineage: Eukaryota; Fungi; Ascomycota; Xylonomycetes; Xylonales; Xylonaceae
Exons: 2
Coding region: 163-2298 (711 amino acids)
Cellular component (GO): membrane
Source: RefSeq, a predicted model, not a curated record